Molecule: messenger RNA, 2575 nt
Organism: Vespula vulgaris
Lineage: Eukaryota; Metazoa; Arthropoda; Insecta; Hymenoptera; Vespidae
Product: guanylate kinase
Exons: 5
Coding region: 306-992 (228 amino acids)
Biological process (GO): purine nucleotide metabolic process
Cellular component (GO): cytosol
Molecular function (GO): GMP kinase activity
Source: RefSeq, a predicted model, not a curated record
UUUUAAUAUAUUACCCUUCUCAAAGGAACAAAAUUGAAUUUUUCAUUGCUCAAAAUCAUCACGUGGCGUAAUUCUUACGAUUUCAAUUUUUCAUAAAACUAUUGUUACUUGAUCUUUAAUUUGAUUUAAUAUCAAAAACGUGCGUAUUUUCUAUUUUGUUUGCAUCUCCUGUUGUCAUGUUGUGUAACAUUAUGAGAGAGAUAAAGUUCUACUUUGUACAUGUUUGACAUAUAUAUUAGUAAUCUGGUAAAGGUUGAUUGUGUUAAAAUGUCAUAAAGAGAAGAAUAUAUUGUAGUGUUAAAAAAAUGAUUCGUCUUACAAUAAGAUUUCUUUGUAAAUCACAAUAUACAACGUCCUUGCAUUGCAUGAAAUUAUUAAACAUUCGUAAAAUAGAAAUUUGUACAAUGUUGCAAAAAGAUUCUACUCCGUUAGUAAUAGCUGGUCCUUCUGGAAGUGGGAAAAGUACUUUAUUGAAACGACUAUUCGAAGAGUUUCCAGAUAAAUUUGGAUUUUCUGUAUCGCAUACAACUAGAAAUCCUAGAUCUGGCGAAGAGGAUGGUAAACAUUAUUACUUUACAAAUAAAGAAGAAAUGCAAAAACAGAUAGAUAAUGGUGAAUUUCUUGAAACCGCUUCGUAUAGUGGAAAUUUAUAUGGAACCAGUAAACUUGCUGUAGAAAAUGUUCAACGUACUGGAAAAAUAUGUAUACUAGAGAUAGAAAUAGAAGGUGUCAAACAAAUUAAAAAUAGUUCUUUAAGUCCUUUGUAUAUCUUUAUAAAACCACCGUCUAUAAAUGAAUUAGAACAACGAUUAAAAGAUAGGAAUACGGAAACAGACGAAUCUUUACUACGAAGAUUAACUAUUGCUAAGGCAGAAUUGGAAUAUGGUGAGCAGCCAGGUAAUUUUGAUAUUGUGAUUGAGAAUGAUAAUCUUGAUAAAGCUUAUGAGAAAUUGCGUGAAUUUAUUUCUUCCAAAUUAAAUGUCAAUACAUAAAACAGAUAGCUAAAUUAAAUGUGUCCAAGGAUAAGUAUUAUUCAUGAAUUUAUGUAAUGUCACAAAAACAUCUUAUGAUUAGAAAUUGAUGGAAGAUCAUUAUGUUAAUGAUUUUAUGGGGAAAACAGUUGUCAGAAACAAAAGAAAAUAUUUAACCCAUUAAUUUAGUAUAAUGGUAAACUGUGUUUACUGUAGUAGAUAAAAAAAUGUGUAAAAAAUAUUUCAAGUAUAAAUGGAUAAACAAAAUUUAUCUAAUAACUUAUAAAAAAAGAGAAUAUUAAAAUGAGAAAAUCAUUGAAAGAAACUAAGAAUUAAAAUUAAAGAUAUGUAGCAGAAUCUUUACCUGAUAACAGUGCCCACGUAUAAAUAUUGAAAAUAAGUUUACACGAUCGGACUAAGAUAUAUAAUAUAGUUGUGAGAAAAAUUAAAAUAUUAAACAGUUAUAUUUUUUACAGAAAAGAAUUUAAAUGUCUCAUACAGAUACAACUAAAAGAGUAUAUUGCGUUAAAUUAAAUUCUUAUGAAAUAAUAGUGUCUUAAAUAGGCAAAAAUGCAGAGAGAACUUAGUAAAUAAAAUGUAACCAUUUAGAUAUAGCUAACUGAGAUUAUUCACCAAACGAAGUUGUGUUCCAAUAGAGUAGGUUACUUACGAAGUACAUUUGGCUUUGUCUUGUACUUGCCUUUACAUCUAAAAUCAUGCGUUCUUUAUAACAUUUUAAAUUAAAUCCAAACGAUAUUUUAUCGUAAUGCAAACAUAAUAAUUUAUUUUCUAUCUGAAUAUCAAAGAUAGAUAAUUAUUAGUAAUUAAAAUAGUACAAACAUUCCUUUUUAAGUUUAAGAUAUUAUUGAAAGAUAAAAUUAAAGUGCCAAAGUAGAAUAUAUCUUUCAUUUUUAAGAAUGGCCCAUGUCUCAUUUAUAAAUAUUUACAUUCAUCGAAAAAUAAUCAUUUUUCCUAAUUUCAGGAAUAUUUGGUUUUCUAUCUCUAUACUAUUUUAUUGAUAUUAAAUUUCUUGGUGACCAAAUAUAUUAAGUCUGUCUAGUAUUUUAUGUAGGAUUUAAAAGAACAAACAAUUUCUAAAAAGUUGUUGACCAGAGACUACAUUUAAAAGUAUUCCAAUAGAUUAUUAUUAAUCAUAAGUUUUUUUUUUAUGUGUACAUUUAAUAUAUCAUUUACUUACUACCGAUAUCUUUUUAAAAAAUUAUAUAUAUAUAUAUAUUUUUUUUUAAAGAAAUAUGUUGAAAUAAAUCAUUACGUGUACACACUUAUCAUAAAAAGAAGAUAAUCUUGCGCGAUAAGUAUUAUCAUAUUUUGUAAAUACUUUUACUACUUUCAUAAAAAUAAUUUUAUGUGAAGGCAAUUUUUUUCUUAUCUUUCUCUCUAUUUCUCUCUCUCUCUCUCUUUCUCUUUCUCUUUCUAUAUAUAUAAUUAAUUAAUCAAUCUUCAUUUAUGAGAAGUGUAUUUUCGAUAUUUAAUCAUGAUCCCCGAGGAAUAAAGUCUCUUAUAGAGAGAUUAUAUUCUACACUGUUACAAAGAAUUGUAUAAUUAUAAAUAUAUAUAAUAAUAAAUGUACUGUUCAAAGUGAA